CCAACCCCAGGGAGGUGGUGGAAGGGGGGCACCCCACAUGACCAAUGCCGAAAUAGGGAAGGAAGAGGAAUGUAUGAUGGGACUAGGAGUUUGAGUGAGAGAUAUAAGGAAGGAAGGGCAGUAAGCAGGCACAGACGCUGGUGGCCACCAGAAGUUUGAGCCUCUUUGGCAGCAGGAGGCUGGAAGAAAGGACAAAAGUGGCUCUGGCUGUGAUGGGGAUCUUACUGGGCCUGCUACUCCUUGGGCACCUAACAGUGAACACUUAUGGCCGUCCCAUCCUGGAAGUGCCAGAGAACAUAACAGGACCUUGGAAAGGGGAUGUGACUAUUCCUUGCACCUAUGGCCCUCUCCAAGGCUACACUCAAGUCUUGGUGAAGUGGCUGGUACAUCGUGGCUCACACCCUGUCACCAUCUUCCUACGUGACUCUUCUGGAGACCAUAUCCAGCAGGCAAAGUACCAGGGCCGCCUACAUGUGAGCCACAAGGUUCCGGGAGAUGUAUCCCUCCAACUGAGUACCCUGGAGAUGGAUGACCGGAGUCACUACACGUGUGAAGUCACCUGGCAGACCCCUGAUGGCAACCAAGUGGUGAGAGAUAAGAUUACUGAGCUCCGUGUCCAGAAACUCUCUGUCUCCAAGCCCACAGUGACAACUGGCAGCGGUUAUGGCUUCAUGGUGCCCCAGGGAAUGAGGAUUAGCCUUCAAUGCCAGGCUCGGGGUUCUCCUCCCAUCAGUUAUAUUUGGUAUAAGGAACAGACUAAUAACCAGGAGCCUAUCAAAGUAGGAAACUUAAGUACCUUACUCUUCAAGCCUGCAUUGGUAACCGACUCUGGCUCCUAUUUCUGUACUGCCAAGGGCAAGGUUGGCUCUGAGCAGCACAGCGACAUUGUGAAGUUUGUGGUCAAAGACUCUUCAAAGCUAUUCAAGACCAGUACUGAGGCACCUACAACCAUGAGAUACCCCUUGAAAGCAACAUCUACAGUGAAGCAACCCUGGGACUGGACCACUGACAUGGAUGGCUACCUUAGAGAGACCAAGCCUGGGCCAGGAAAGAGCAUGCCUAUCUUUGCCAUCAUCCUCAUCAUCUCCUUGUGCUGUAUGGUGGUUUUUACCAUGGCCUAUAUCAUGCUCUGCCGGAAGACGUCCCAACAAGAGCAUGUCUGUGAAGCACCCAGGGUGCAUGCCAGGGAGGCCAACGACUCUGGAGAAACCAUGAGGGUGGCCAUCUUCUCAAGUGGCUGCUCCAGUGAUGAGCCAACUUCCCAGAAUCUGAGCAACAACUACUCCGAUCAGCCCUGCAUAGGCCAGGAGUACCAGAUCAUCACCCAGAUCAAUGGUGACUACACCCGGCUGCUGCACACAGCUGCACGCGUUCCUCUGUAUUAUGAGUUUCUGGCCACUGAGGCAAGAGUGUCUGUUUAAAAUGCCCCACUAGGCCAGGAUCUGCUGACAUAAUUGCCUGUACAGUCCUAGCCUUCUGCAUAGCCACCUUCCCUGCUACCUAUCUUCAUGAAUAGCCUCAAAUUUCUGCCCUGCCAAUAAUGGGCCCCCUGGGAGUCACUGGCUUUGCUUUAGAAUUUGUCAGAUGCAUUUCAAGUAAGUCAACUGCUGGAUUUGGCCCUGGGCCCUUCUAGUAUCUCUGCCUGGGAUUUCUGGUACUCCUCUCUAAACACCAGAGGGAAGAUACCCAUAGCACUAGGACUUUAUCAUCAUGCCUACAGGCACCAUUCAACUUUGGCAUCUUGCCACCAGAAGACGAACGGGAGACUCAGCUCUGCCAGCUCAGAGGACCAGCUGCAUCCAGGAUCAUUUCUCCUCCUUCAGGGCCAGACAUCUUUUAAUUGAGAUUGUCAUAUCACAGACCAGGGUUCAGCUCUGCUCCUGCACUGAAAGUCUAAUGUUCUGCCUCUUAAUGCUCAAUAAAUAUCUAAUCAUAACAGCAA
Sapajus apella (tufted capuchin) is the source of this 1942-nucleotide messenger RNA. It is a transcript of the gene VSIG4, whose product is annotated as V-set and immunoglobulin domain containing 4. Gene Ontology annotation, molecular function: complement component C3b binding. NCBI's taxonomy places the organism in Eukaryota, Metazoa, Chordata, Mammalia, Primates, Cebidae. The record is from RefSeq and is a predicted model, not a curated record. Gene Ontology annotation, biological process: negative regulation of interleukin-2 production; negative regulation of macrophage activation; negative regulation of T cell proliferation.